Sipha flava (yellow sugarcane aphid) is the source of this 1167-nucleotide messenger RNA. RefSeq lists its product as uncharacterized. The coding region runs from base 775 to 1098 and encodes 107 amino acids. The transcript is spliced from 2 exons. NCBI's taxonomy places the organism in Eukaryota, Metazoa, Arthropoda, Insecta, Hemiptera, Aphididae. The record is from RefSeq and is a predicted model, not a curated record.
AGACUAAAAAAAAAAAAACCCCAUGGGGAGGAUAUAUCCUCCCCCCUGCGGAAUGCAAUACGAAAACGCGAACCCGUCGUAUUCUUUUCGCGUUACACGAGCUUUGGACGAAAAAUUGUUUUCCGCGGUGGCGUUCAUAGGUUAGGUGCAUGUAAUCGCCACGGGUUAAUCUCAAAGGUAAACAACGCACGUAAACAGUUCGUCUCGUGAUCGUACGAUCAUUGAUAUACCGUGCACACGAUAAUUUAUUAGACGCGUCGGACGCAUUACAAUAAAUAAUGAUUUAUCGACGGUGCCCGCCGUGUUUAUUAUAAUCGUUAGUACGUGAGCGACCGCGGCUAAUCACCCACGGCCGCCUGCCGGUGUUUAUAACGGACGUAUACGCGUUUCGUGCACCGUUCGAACGCGGACUGUUGAACCGCGGGAUCGGCGUCCGGCAUGCACGCCCGUAAGGGAUGGCCAGGCGGUGCAAACGCACCACCUGAGCAUUUCGAUGAUUUCAAUUGUUUAAAUAAAUAAUUCGAAUGUAAGAACUCGUCCUUUGCCGAUUUACAGCUCACGCCAGUGAUUGUUAUACCGAUACAGUGAACAUUAAACACCCGUCCUGAGAAACCGUCGUCCGUCGCGCCUCAUAGUACUGGACACGGUUACCGUCUAUCCACGCGUUUAUUUAUCACGUUGAUUUUGGUCGCUAACGUUGAUAUUGUUAUUAAUUUUUACCAGAACCAACGAAUAAAAUGAGUUACGUUUUGGACAAAUGGAGUUAUACCCAUCAUGGACGAUGAACUAGACAUGUCAGUGUUAGGGGGGGAGGCGGAGGGUGCUUUGCCACCACGUCUUGACGUGUUGACGCUAAAAGUAUUUCGCACCAAGCGAGCUACAUCUGUGCGGCCGUGCCCAGUAUCUCUGCCGAACUCCGAAACGAGUGCCGUCGCAGCUUUGUGGACUCGGUUGCACUGCGAGUGGGCGAAACAAAUGAUACGCGUCGCGUGCAAAUCUGCUGCACCGGUCGGCUACGUCGACGAGAACACGUGGGAACACCGCAUUAGAUAUUCUCAAGCAGCUGUUACCGAUGUAGACCAGAGCGAGUGUGCUUAAUAUAUUUUAAAGAACCGAAAAGAGGUUAAGAACCACUAACUUACAGUAUAGUGGUAUCCUCGGAUAUGG